AUGACAUCACGUCGUGUUAUUCAUAAAGAAUCAAGACAAUGCUCACAAAUUCGUCCUUUUCUGUAUGUUGGAGGAUUGGCAGGCUUAUCUCCUCGAGUUCUCUCCAAAUUCAGCUGCACUAUAAACCUCAUUCCUGGUUUUCGUCUUUCUUCUCCUCCACACAUGCGUGUAGUGCACAUACCAUUGAUGGAUGAAGAGGGAACAGAAUUGGGACCAUUCUGGACAACAGUGUUUAAGGAAAUAGAUGAUGCGCGUAAAACUGCAGGAAGAUGUCUUCUAUUAUGUGCCAUGGGAAUAUCACGUUCAGCCACAUUUGCCAUAGCAUAUCUGAUGUGCAUAGAGAAAAUGAGUUUACAUGAUGCUUACAAACAUGUUCAACUUUGUCGAAACAUAAUUUGUCCGAAUAUUGGCUUUUUUCAACAGAUGAUUGAUUUGGAGACCAAGAUUCGAGGAAAAGCUUCAGUCUCUGUUAUUGAACCAAUUGCCGGCGUCAAAGUAGCGGAUGUCGUUUGGAAUGAGCUUUAUGAGGAAAUGAUGACCAAAAUGAAUGAGUCGGAUAGACAUUCAUUGCGAUCUCUCAACAUGAACGUUACGAACGGUUGCACUGACACUCGCUCCUUACGAUCUCUUAACAUGAUAGAUGAAUCGAGAGUUGAUGAUACAUCGAGAUCAUUGGCAUCAUUUCGGCUGAACGAUAACAUAGUCGCAACGUCCGCAUCAGGUUCUUCUAUAGCUGUUGCAAAGGAGGAACCUAAGCUACCUAAAAGUGCUCUUCGUGACAAAAGCAGGGAACGAAAGAAGAAAUGGAGAAUUUCAUUCAUUAAAGACUCCUAG
Auanema sp. JU1783 is the source of this 834-nucleotide messenger RNA. The record is from the annotation of a GenBank genome assembly. NCBI's taxonomy places the organism in Eukaryota, Metazoa, Nematoda, Chromadorea, Rhabditida, Rhabditidae.